Nerophis lumbriciformis (worm pipefish) is the source of this 456-nucleotide messenger RNA. The record is from RefSeq and is a predicted model, not a curated record. Lineage: Eukaryota; Metazoa; Chordata; Actinopteri; Syngnathiformes; Syngnathidae.
AUGGCGUCGAUGCAGAAGCGGCUACAAAAGGAGUUAUUAGCCCUGCAAAAUGAUCCACCACCAGGGAUGACGCUGAAUGAAAAAAGUGUACAAAACACCAUAACACAGUGGAUCGUAGAUAUGGAGGGGGCCCCUGGCACACUGUACGAAGGAGAAAAGUUUCAGCUGCUCUUCAAAUUUAGUAGUAGAUAUCCUUUUGAUUCACCUCAGGUAAUGUUCACAGGGGAAAAUGUACCUGUCCACCCUCAUGUGUAUAGUAACGGUCACAUCUGUCUAUCCAUCCUGACGGAAGAUUGGUCACCAGCCCUCUCAGUGCAAUCCGUUUGUCUUAGCAUUAUUAGCAUGUUGUCCAGCUGCAAAGAAAAGAGACGACCGCCGGACAAUUCCUUUUAUGUAAGAACGUGUAACAAAAAUCCAAAGAAGACAAAAUGGUGGUAUCACGAUGAUACUUGCUAA